Prunus avium (sweet cherry) is the source of this 1958-nucleotide messenger RNA. Lineage: Eukaryota; Viridiplantae; Streptophyta; Magnoliopsida; Rosales; Rosaceae. The record is from RefSeq and is a predicted model, not a curated record.
UUUGCCAUAAUUUCCAUUGUCACUCAGCUCAGAUGAGCUUUCCUUCUGCUACCAAUUAGCAAAAUCCAGCAACUCCAUUAAUUCUCAUGGAAAGCCUUCAUAACCAUAACAUCCAUAUCCCUCUAUUUUCUCUGCUUUUUAUUCUCUUCCACUUCUCAUCCCUUCACUUUCUCUCUUUAGCCUAUGAGCAACCUGAUGAGUAUUUCGUCAAUUGUGGGUCUAGAGCUAAUGCAAACCUCAAUGACCGGGUGUUCACUGCAGACUCUGGUUUUUUGUGCUUAGAGAAAAGCAGGGCCAUUGAAAGCACCAACCAGUCGUCAAGUCCGUACCAAACAGCAAGAAUUUUCUACAACCAAUCCUACUAUGAGUUCAAGAUCGCUGUAAACGGUACUUAUAUUGUCCGUCUGCAUUUCUUGGCUUUCUCCUCCUCCUCAGUUAAUCUCUCAUCAGCUCUUUUUGAUGUUUCGGCUUUUCCUAUUGUUUCAAAUUCUGGGUUCAAACUGCUGAGCAAUUUCACUGCAAAGAACAGUAGCAACUCUCCUUUGAUAGAGGAGUUCUUUCUUGCCAUUGGUCCUGGCUCAUUUAAAAUAUAUUUUGCACCUCAAGGAUCAUCUUUUGCAUUUGUAAAUGCCAUUGAAGUCUUCCGUGCACCUUUGAAAUUCAGCCCUCGGAAUUACAGCAGUAGUUUCCCUUUAGUUCUACGUACAAUUUACAGGGUGAAUGUUGGAGGCCAGAAAAUCACAGCAGAUAAUGACAAAAUACGGAGAAACUGGGAACAAGAUGAUAGAUAUCUGUCUAAUUCAACCUCUAAAGAGGAUAGCCGACCCUCCUCACAGACGCUUAUUAGACAGUUGGUAGAAUCUGAUGGUUUCGUUGGUGCUGAUAGUGAUUUUAUUGCUCCAGACUUAGUUUACCAGACCGCCAAAGUGAUGACCGGUAAUAUUACCGGGCUAUCCAAUCCCGUCAACAUAACCUGGUCUUUUAAUGUGAGUGCGGAUGCUAGACACCUCGUACGGGUUCACUUCUGUGACAUUAUCGGUCUGCUUCGUAAUUUAUUAGUAUUUAACUUGUAUUCAAAUGGAAACUUCAUUAAGAAGGUUGGUGGACCCCAUUUCAGUUUUAAUAACCCGUACUGGCCUUUCUACUAUGAUUUUGUAUUGAGUUCUAAUGGAUCUGAAUUCAUUAACAUCAGCAUAGGCCCUAACAAUUCCUUUCUCAAUGGACUGGAAAUGUUGGAGAUAAUAGAGGGACCAGCUUUAAGUAACCCUCCAGCUUCAGUUUGUAAUAUGAAAGGGCGCAAGAAGAUAAAUGUGGGUCUUGUGGUUGGUUCAGUUAUUGGAGGCCUGUCACUUAUCUGCAUUCUGAUUGUCGGAAUCUUGUUCGGUUUGAAAUACAGAAAGGCAAAGCGUGUUGAAACUUCGGAAUGGUCACCAGUGCCUGCAUUUGGAGGAGGGAGUACCCACAGCAAGUUGACUGAUGGAACUAUUACUGGUUCCCCUAUGAAUUAUCUAAAUCUUGGGUUGAAGAUAUCUUUUGCUGAACUUCAGCAAGCAACAAACAACUUUGACACAAAAUUGUUGAUAGGUGAGGGUGGCUUUGGGAAUGUCUACAGAGGAACUCUGUUGAAUGGCACCAAUGUAGCUGUCAAGCGAGGUAAACGAGAUGAGCAAGGGUCAGGCCAGGGCCUUCCAGAAUUUCAAACAGAGAUCAUGGUUUUGUCCAAGAUUCGCCACCGCCAUCUUGUUUCCUUAAUUGGGUACUGUGAUGAAAGGUCUGAGAUGAUACUGGUCUACGAGUUCACGGAAAAAGGGAGCUUGAGAGAUCAUUUAUAUGAUUCAAACUUGCCUCGCUUGUCAUGGAAGAAAAGGCUUGAAAUUUGUAUUGGUGCAGCAAGGGGUCUUCAUUACCUCCACAGAGGUGCAGCUGGGGGAAUCAUUCACCGUGAUGUUAAGUCCACC